This is a messenger RNA of Mollisia scopiformis, 449 nucleotides long. RefSeq lists its product as uncharacterized. Bases 85 to 315 code for a protein of 76 amino acids. The transcript has a single exon. Lineage: Eukaryota; Fungi; Ascomycota; Leotiomycetes; Helotiales; Mollisiaceae. The record is from RefSeq and is a predicted model, not a curated record.
UUUCAUAUCUAUUCGCGCUUUUUCAAGCGUAAUUUACUUGUUAAAUUUCCAGGCUAAUUAAAGCGCUAUUCUACUCAUGUAUUCAUGCCUUUUCAUGCAUUAUUUUCUUGUUAUAUUUUCAGGCUCUUUAAAAGCGCUGUUCUUCAUACGUAUUCACGCGUUGUCAAGUGCAGUUUUCCUAUUGUACCUUCACGCCUUUUGAUACGUUGUUUCCUUGUCAUAUUUUCAGGCUUAUCAAAAAUGCUAAUCUUCCUUUUCAUGCGCUGGUUUCUUGUUAUACUUUCAAGCUUGUUAAAAGCGCUAGUCUUCUCAUAAGUGUUUAUGCGUUUAAAAGCUUCACGCCUUUUUAAUGUGCUGUUUUCUUGUUAUACUUUUGUCUUUAUUAAAAGCGGUGGUUUUCUCAUACGAAUUCACGUAUUUUAAGGUGCAAUUUUUUCAUUAGUAUUUAC